Thecamonas trahens ATCC 50062 is the source of this 1413-nucleotide messenger RNA. RefSeq lists its product as uncharacterized. NCBI's taxonomy places the organism in Eukaryota, Apusomonadida, Apusomonadidae. The record is from RefSeq and is a predicted model, not a curated record. The transcript has 2 exons. Bases 1 to 1413 code for a protein of 470 amino acids.
AUGGACAGCGGUCGACCCAUAGGGUAUGUGACCGAUGUGGAAGGCAACGCCGAGUACUUUUGCCGAUAUGUGGAAGAGUCGACGGUGGUCUGCUUCGCCACCGCUGCGCCCGACCACCCGGCCCGGCUCGGCUCUGCUGCGGGCCCGCUCCCUAACCUGGUCUUUACGCCAGAGGCUGAGGCAGACGGCGCAGUGUUUGUAUACGGUGGCGAUGUGUGCGACAAGGGCAACGGCGAUCUGAGGGUCAUUGCUUGCCUGCUGGCCUUCAAGGAGGCCUUUCCGGAGCGGGUCUUUCUCCUCGUCGGCAACCGCGACGUUAACAAGCUGCGAUUCUCGGCCGAGCUUGCCCACCCCACGCCGGCUGACGACAUGUUCACUCUCUACUGGGUGGAGGAGGCCAAGCGCAAACUGUAUCCGGACUAUCUGGUCGAGAAGGGCUUCCAGGACACACCGUCGGCCCGGCUCCGCUGGAUGCUCGACUGCACCAUGGGCUCCGAGGGUGCCUUUGAUCGCCGCCGCGAGGAGCUUGCUAUCCUGGCCGGCGCCGCAUCGACCGAGUCUAUCACCGACGCGCAAGUUUACGCCUCGUAUGUGGGCGCGGCGGCCAAGGGCGGUGUGUUGCACAAGUACCUGCUUCAAGGCCAAAUUGCCGCCCUGGUGGAUGGCACGCUCUUUGUCCACGGUGCGGUCAACGACGCCAACAUCGGGUACGUGCCGCCGCUUGACGGCGCGCAAGUCCUUCCGUCGCCUGCGCCUGGCAUCGACACGCUUGCCACUGCGCCGCCACCCGAGCUGGGCGUUGCCGAGUGGGUGGCUGCCCUCAACGCGUGGUACAACGAGCAAAUGGCGCAGUGGGAUGCAUCGCCGCAGUGGGAGGAUCCGCCGGCGUGCACUCGGCGCGGCGGCAACUCGCUGAUGGACUAUGGCGUUCCCGGUGGGUGGGCGGGCGCGCCGCCAUCGGCGCGCGUUCUGGCGUAUUUGGCGGCGUCGGGCGUGACGAGGGUCAUCACCGGGCACACCCCGCACGGCCAGUCGCCGACAGUCAUGGUUGUGCCUGCUGGCGGCGAUGCACGCAUCACCUUUGUCAUUGCCGACACUUCGUACUCGGACAUGUCUGCGCCUGACAACCGCGGCUCGGCCAUCACCGCGAUUGCUGUCAGCUCGGGCGGCUCGAUCCGGUUCCACGGCCAGGACCGCGAUGGGCUGCGGCACGACUUUGUCGUUCCGACCGAGACGCACAUCGGCGCGCUUACCCCCGACGGCUUCCGUGUCAAGACCCGCGAGGCUUCUUCGGGCACGUACGUGCUAACCCGGACUCGCGGCUUUGCGGUCGAGCUUGUCAAGCUUGACGAAGAGCGGCUUUGCGCCGCACUCGAGAGCGGCGUCGAGCCAAGUUCGGCGUCCAAGCUGUGA